This is a messenger RNA of Adelges cooleyi (spruce gall adelgid), 1560 nucleotides long. RefSeq names its product paraplegin-like. Lineage: Eukaryota; Metazoa; Arthropoda; Insecta; Hemiptera; Adelgidae. Gene Ontology annotation, cellular component: m-AAA complex. The record is from RefSeq and is a predicted model, not a curated record. Gene Ontology annotation, molecular function: ATP binding; ATP-dependent peptidase activity; metalloendopeptidase activity. Bases 1 to 1560 code for a protein of 519 amino acids. Gene Ontology annotation, biological process: protein-containing complex assembly; mitochondrial protein processing. The transcript is spliced from 8 exons.
AUGGGCUUUCGAUUGAUGAAUUCAAUUUCCAAGUGUUUCCGGCCAAAAGAACUGAUCGAACCGAGAUUCGCCAGCACUCUGAGCGGCUUUAUGCGAAACCUUUGGCUAAACCGAUUUGGAAACAAAGCCCUUCUUCGAAAAACCAGAGCCAAGUACGCCGUUACGGGAAGAACGUUGUAUCGCCAGGGAUUUCCCAUGGAAUUCAAGGACGUCGCCGGUCUGCACGAUGCCAAACUCGAAAUGUCCAACGUGCUGGCUUCUUUCAACAGACCGCUGAUGCGGAUUCUCUACGAAUAUUUAGGCGCCAGAGUUCCCAAGGGAGCUUUGCUCUCGGGACCGACGGGAUGCGGUAAGACGUUGUUGGCCAAGGCCGCGCAAAAAGAAUGCCAAGUCCCGUUCUUCUUCAUCAGCGGUCCCGAGUUUGUAGGCGUGAGCGUCGGAGUCGGAGCCAGCAGAGUUCGACAAAUAUUUAAACAUGUCAGACAGUACUCUCCCUGUAUUGUAUACAUAGAUGAAAUCGACGCCAUCGGCCGCCAAAGACGCGGUUUGGGCGGUGACGACGAGGGCGAAAGGACUCUGAACCAACUGUUGGUGGAAAUGGACGGGAUCGGAUCCAAAGAAGGCGUCCUGUUGUUGGCGUCCACCAGCAAAGUGGAUACACUAGAUUCGGCGUUGUUGAGAUCCGGUCGUUUCGACCAUCAUAUCGUCGUAGAACUGCCGACGUUGCAAGAACGAAAGGAAAUAUUCGAACAACAUCUUACGAUCAGGUUGAGCAAAAUUCCGCAGAGUUAUUCGCAGACAAUGGCUCAACUGACUCCGGGCUUUAGUGGUGCCGAAAUCGCCAAUGUCUGUAAAGAAGCGGCGCUGCAUGCUGCGAGGAACAACAGAAAGUUGGUAGUCGAAAAUGAUCUAUACUACGCCGUCGAACGAAUGAUCGGAGGUGCUGAAAAAAGAUCUAAUAGCAUUUCUGCCGAAGAAAAACAAAUGGUCGCCUAUCACCAAGCCGGUCGUGCCCUGGUCGGAUGGUUGUGGCCGACUAUCAACAGUCGGCAACGACUGCACAAAAUCAGUAUUGUGCCAAGAACUCACGGGGCAUUAGGUUUCGCUCAAUACAUAUACAUUCAGAGGGAGCGCAAUAUAUUGUCCAAACAAGCAUUAUUGGAAAAAAUGUGUAUGAAACUUGGCGGUAGAGCGGCCGAGUCAAUAGUUUUCAAUAGUUGUACAACUACAUCAAAAAAUGAAUUUAGAGAAGUUACCAAAAUCGCUAAUGCUAUGGUCCGUCAAUUCGGGAUGAACGACAAUGUCGGAUUGUUAUCUUUCCCUAAAAAGAGAUACAAUGCCAUUCGACCGCUUUAUAGUAAAAAAUUGGCAGCACUUAUGGAAAUAGAAGUUUCCAAAUUGGUAGCCGAAGCUUAUUUCAAGACGGAACGACUAUUGAAAGAAAACCGUGACAAACUCGAAUUGGUUGCCGAAGAGCUGUUGCGCAAGGAAACGUUAAAUUAUGCUGAAAUAGAAAAAUUAAUUGGUCCACCGCCAAACUCUUGUAAAAUAGUUACCUGA